Molecule: messenger RNA, 3660 nt
Organism: Cynoglossus semilaevis (tongue sole)
Lineage: Eukaryota; Metazoa; Chordata; Actinopteri; Pleuronectiformes; Cynoglossidae
Product: dynamin-2-like
Exons: 23
Coding region: 796-3327 (843 amino acids)
Biological process (GO): receptor internalization; synaptic vesicle budding from presynaptic endocytic zone membrane
Cellular component (GO): cytoplasm; microtubule; synapse
Molecular function (GO): GTPase activity; GTP binding; microtubule binding
Source: RefSeq, a predicted model, not a curated record
AGAACAAACAUGAAGCUUUUUGUCCAACCUACUUUCAACCGAACGGUGAACCUCGUGGCCGGGCCUUUUUCUGCUGCUGCUCCUGCUAAAGGGAUCACAUGUAUCCGUCCACCGUUGCUGUUGCAGCGAUGCGCAGCCGUGCCGCAUGACUCACAGAGGCACAAACGGCCGUGGAUGUAAACAGGGGGGGCGGACUCGGAUUGGACUAACCUGUACCUGGCCGGGCCAAUGGGGGGAUCCGCAUCCCGUUGCCUCCGCUCCAAUCCGUAGAAUCCUAUUGGUCGUGCGCUGUGUCAAUACGGUAUAGAAACCAAGGCGCAAGCGUCGCAAUUACAAGGAGAGGAAGGUAGAGAGAGACAGACAGACAGAGAGAGAGAGAGAGAGAGAGAGAAAAGAGGGUGAGGUGAAAUGAUUAAUCUGUCAAAAGGCUUGUGAAAUUUUCAGGUCCACAUGACACCGCUCUGAUUUCCGAGGAAGGCAGUUUUACGUUGGGAACUUCAACCCCCGGUGCCGAUGCACCGCCAGGCGGACGCGGUGCUUGCGUGAUUAUCGGCCAGGCUUUUCUUAGCUGCUGCCCGAUUUGCGUGCGGUUUCAGCACUGGACAGCGACAGCCAGGAAAACACCGAGUGAAUCCUGAGGCAGGGUCGUGUCAGACCCUCUCUUGGCUCUGGGGCAAUGCGCUUCUAGACCACCCCAAGGAGCAAGUAGCAUAUCCUGGACUGAGCAACAACCCACUCCUCCUCCUCUUCCUCCUCCUCCUCUUCCUCCUCUUCUUUCCUCCCCUCACCGCCACCAUGGGUAACCGUGGCAUGGAGGAUAUGAUCCCGCUGGUCAACAAGCUGCAGGAUGCCUUCAGCUCCAUCGGCCAGGCCUGCAACCUGGACUUGCCGCAAAUAGCAGUGGUCGGCGGCCAGAGCGCAGGGAAGAGCUCGGUGCUGGAGAACUUUGUAGGCAGGGACUUUUUACCUCGUGGGUCUGGUAUUGUCACCCGCAGGCCUCUGGUUCUGCAGCUCAUCAGUUCGACUGCAGAAUGGGCCGAGUUCCUUCACUGCAAAGGAAAGAAGUUCACAGACUUCGACGAGGUGCGUCAGGAGAUCGAGGGAGAGACCGACCGGGUCACCGGUGCCAACAAAGGCAUAUCGCCCGUUCCCAUAAACCUGCGGGUGUAUUCUCCAAAUGUACUGAACCUGACUCUCAUCGAUUUACCGGGAAUCACCAAGGUGCCUGUGGGUGACCAGCCCGUAGACAUCGAGCAGCAGAUCAGGGACAUGAUCAUGCAGUUCAUCACCCGAGAGAGCUGUUUGAUUCUGGCCGUCACUCCUGCCAACACCGACCUGGCCAACUCUGACGCUCUGAAACUGGCGAAAGAUGUGGAUCCCCAGGGACUUAGGACGAUCGGCGUGAUCACCAAACUGGAUUUGAUGGAUGAAGGCACAGACGCUCGAGAUGUGCUGGAGAAUAAGCUGCUGCCGCUGAGAAGAGGUUAUAUUGGAGUUGUGAAUCGCAGUCAGAAGGACAUCGACGGCAAGAAGGACAUCAAGGCCGCCUUGGACGCCGAGAGAAAGUUCUUUUUGUCCCACCCGUCUUACAGGCACAUGGCGGAGAAAAUGGGCACCCCGCGUCUGCAGCGAUGCCUGAACCAGGAACUGACCAACCACAUUCGGGACACCCUGCCAGCUUUCCGCAGCAAACUGCAGUCCCAGCUGUUGGCUUUGGAUAAGGAAGCCGAGGAAUACCGGGGAUACCGACCUGAUGACCCGUCUCGCAAAACCAAGCAGCUGUUGCAGAUGGUACAACAGUUCUCUGUGGAUUUCGAGAAGAGGAUUGAGGGCUCAGGAGACCAGGUGGACACGGUGGAGUUGUCUGGUGGAGCCAAAAUAAACCGCAUCUUCCAUGAGCGCUUUCCGUUCGAACUGGUCAAGAUGGAGUGUGACGAGAAGGAGAUGCGCCGCGAGAUCAGUUACGCCAUCAAGAACAUUCACGGUAUCAGGACUGGACUUUUCACCCCGGACAUGGCCUUUGAGGCCAUUGUGAAAAAACAGGUCAUAAAGCUGAAGGAACCCUGUGUGAAGUGCGUGGACAUGGUCAUCCAAGAGCUGAUUAACACCGUGCGCCAGUGCUCCAACAAGCUGGACUGCUUUCCGAUGCUACGAGAGGAAACGGAACGAAUCGUGACAUCUCACAUCAGAGACAGAGAGAGUCGAGCUAAGGACCAGGUUCUUCUCUUAAUUGACAUCCAGCUUUCUUACAUCAACACUAACCACGAGGACUUCAUCGGCUUUGCUAAUGCUCAGCAGAGGACCAGCCAGUCCAAUAAGAGCCAGAGUUCGGCGGGAAAUCAGGCCUCCUCUCCUCCUGCCAAAGGCCUGAUUGUCAUCCGUAAAGGUUGGCUGACCAUCAACAACAUCAGCAUCAUGAAGGGCGGAGCCAAGGAGUACUGGUUUGUGCUGACUGCCGAGAGCCUCUCCUGGUUCAAGGAUGACGAGGAGAAAGAGAAGAAGUACAUGCUCCCCCUGGACAACCUGAAGGUCCGAGAUGUGGAGAAGAGCUUCAUGUCCAGCAAGCAUAUAUUCUGCAUUUUCAACACGGAGUCCAGGAAUGUGUACAAGGACAAUCGUACCCUGGAGUUGGCCUGUGACACUCAGGACGAUGUGGACAGCUGGAAGUCGUCUCUGCUCCGCGCUGGUGUCUAUCCUGAGAAGACCAUCACAGUUGAGAGCGAGACCACGUCCUCGGCGGACAACUUCUCCAUGGAUCCCCAGCUGGAACGUAAGGUGGAGACCAUUCGUAACCUGGUGGACUCCUACAUGGCUAUCGUCAACAAGUGCAUCCGAGACCUGAUGCCCAAAACCAUCAUGCACCUCAUGAUCAACAACGUGAAGGACUUCAUCAACGCCGAGCUCUUGGCACAUCUGUACUCCGCGGGCGAUCAAAACGCCCUGAUGGACGAGUCGCAGGAGCAGGCCCAGAGGAGGGACGAGGUCCUGCGGACGCACCAGGCUCUCAAGGAGGCUCUGGCCAUCAUCGGCGAUAUCUCCACCUCCACCUUCACCGUUCCUCUGCCUCCCCCGGUGGACACGUCCUGGGUAGGAGGAGCCGGCGGGCGCAGAUCUCCUCCGCCCAGUCCCACUGCCCCGAGGAGGAUGUCAUCGGGACAGCGCCCAGCUCCGCGGGGGGCCCCGCCACCACCAAAUCGCCCAGGACCCCUGGGGCCUUUUAAUAACACGGCCGAAAGCCCUCAGGCUCCGAGUCGUCCGAACAGGGCUCCACCUAGCAUCCCCAGCCGGCGACCUCCUCCGUCUCCCACACGACAAGCUCCGCCCUAAUCACCGGAGGAGGAUGCGUCGCCGUCGCCGUCCCCUCUCUCCUUCGCCUCCUGCCGCCCGCCUCGCCCUCUUUUCUCUCUAGCCGUGGCUCUGCUGACCUGCUGUCUUUUUAGUGCGCACACCCGGGUCUUUGACCUCUCCGACCCCUCAGUUUUUUUCCGCCGAGGUCAUGCUACUCAUAUAUCUACUGUAUGUACAGUAUGGUACUCGUCUUGUGGUAUAUAUAUAUAUAUAUCUAUGUAUACGUGCGCUUGUUGCUUGCCUAUGGUCCAGGUUUGCUUCACAGAUCAAAUGGCCAUUAGUUACUGGGACCACCUCACCUCACACCCCCCC